This is a messenger RNA of Letharia columbiana, 1341 nucleotides long. RefSeq lists its product as uncharacterized. Bases 1 to 1341 code for a protein of 446 amino acids. The transcript is spliced from 3 exons. Gene Ontology annotation, cellular component: membrane. Gene Ontology annotation, molecular function: sphingosine N-acyltransferase activity. Lineage: Eukaryota; Fungi; Ascomycota; Lecanoromycetes; Lecanorales; Parmeliaceae. The record is from RefSeq and is a predicted model, not a curated record. Gene Ontology annotation, biological process: ceramide biosynthetic process.
AUGCCGCGUCCACGGCGGAAAUCAAGCGGCCUUGGAGCUGAUCCUCGGGGCGAUACGGGGGCUUCAGCUUUCUCCACCCUCGAGCCUACGCCGACCUUCAACUCUCCCCCUUUGACACCACGUAACUCUCUAACCAAAUCUGCCCGCCCUUUUUCCAAACGACGGAAAGCGAAGUCUGUCCUGCGGCGAUGGAGAGCGUUCUCUUUUCGGCAUACAUGGAUCAACCCUCUCAUCGUCAUGGCCCUCAUCCUCUCCGCCUAUGCCAUCAAUCCGAACCCUUCAAACCCUCUUCAUAACGCCAUCUUUCUGUCUUACCCUCUCCCAUCCGACCACCAUCUCAUGACCUACCACGCCCAACGUGACGCCGGUAUAACCUACUACGGCAAAGGGCCCAAAGACUUCGCUUUUGUGGCCUUCUACAUUGUUGUUCUCUCUUUUACCCGCGAAUUCCUCAUGCAGCGACUCGUUCGUCCGAUGGCCUUGUAUUACGGAAUCCGUUCGCGCUCAAAGCAGAACCGCUUCAUGGAACAAGUCUACACUGCUAUGUACUUUGCGGUAUUUGGACCACUGGGGCUCUAUGUAAUGAGCCGGACUCCCGUGUGGUAUUUCAAUACGGCGGGUAUGUUCGAAGGAUAUCCGCACAGAAGCCAUGACGGCUUUUUUAAGGCGUACUAUUUGCUGCAGGCCAGCUAUUGGGCGCAGCAAGCUAUUGUGUUAUGUCUACAAUUGGAAAAACCAAGAAAAGAUUUCAGAGAGCUAGUUGGACAUCACAUUGUGACCCUGGCGUUGAUCGGGUUGAGUUACAGGUUCCAUUUCACAUACAUGGGGGUGGCAGUUUAUAUCACGCAUGACAUUAGCGAUUUCUUCCUCGCGACCUCGAAAACUCUCAACUACAUCAAAUCACCACUAAUUGUCCCGUACUUCUCCCUCUUCAUCGCCAUCUGGACCUACCUACGACACUACAUCAACCUCGUGAUUCUGUAUGCCACACUCACAGAAUUCCGCACCGUUGGCCCUUUCGAGCUCGACUGGGAAACCCAGCAGUACAAAUGCUGGAUUAGUCAGUACAUUACGUUCGCGCUGCUCGCUAGCUUGCAAAGUAUAAAUAUGUUCUGGCUGUUUUUCAUCGCAAGAAUUGCUUACAACAUCGCUUUUGCCAAGGUCAUACAGGAUGUCCGAAGUGAUGACGAAGAGUCGGAAGAAGAGAAGGAGAGUGAGGGUGGGCAGGUCGGUACAGCUGGGCGUAGGGCGAAGGAGAAGAAAGCGAACGGCAGCAUAGUGAAUGGCAAAGCGCCGGAGCCCAAUACUGAAGCUGUGGUCGAAAAGAAGAAGGAGAGGUGA